AUGUCGCCCCCGGCAAUGGUCGCUGGCCGUGAAAAGGAGUCGAACCUGGCCAGGCUCCUCGGCUCAGGCUCUGCUGGCAUCGCCGAGCUGGCCAUCUUCCACCCCGUGGACACGAUUGCGAAGCGAUUGAUGAGCAACCAGACCCGAAUCGCCGGCGCCAGCGAACUCAACCGAGUCAUCUUCAAGGACAAGGCCACCGCUCCCUUUGGCCGCAAGUUUGUCUCUCUAUUCCCGGGUCUGGGCUACGCCGCGGGCUACAAGAUCCUCCAGAGGAUAUACAAAUAUGGCGGCCAGCCCAUUGCACGGGACUACCUCGCCAAGCACUAUGGAACGGACUUUGAAUCGGCGUUUGGAAAGAAGACUGGCAAAGCAAUCAUGCACUCUACGGCAGGCAGCCUGAUCGGCAUCGGAGAGAUCGUCCUUCUGCCCCUCGACGUGCUCAAGAUCAAACGUCAGACGAACCCCGAGGCCUUCAGGGGCCGUGGUGUCCUCAAGAUUGUUGCGGACGAGGGCUUCGGCCUUUAUCGAGGCUGGGGGUGGACUGCCGCCCGAAACGCCCCUGGCUCAUUCGCGCUUUUCGGAGGUUCUGCUUUUGCCAAGGAAUACCUGUUCCACCUGCAGGACUAUAACAAAGCGACAUGGUUCCAGAACUUUGUGGCUUCGAUUGCUGGCGCGUCGGCCUCGUUGGUAGUGUCGGCUCCUCUCGACGUGAUCAAGACGCGAAUCCAGAACCGCAACUUCGAGAACCCCGAGAGCGGAUUCCGCAUCCUCACAAACAUGGCCCGGCAAGAAGGAUUCUCCAGCUUCUUCAAGGGCCUGGUUCCCAAGCUUCUCAUGACGGGACCCAAGCUGGUCUUCUCGUUCUGGCUUGCCCAGACACUCAUCCCUGCCUUUGACGCCGCCAUGCGGUGA
This is a messenger RNA of Hirsutella rhossiliensis, 912 nucleotides long. RefSeq names its product mitochondrial carrier protein. The coding region runs from base 1 to 912 and encodes 303 amino acids. Gene Ontology annotation, molecular function: guanine nucleotide transmembrane transporter activity. The transcript is spliced from 7 exons. NCBI's taxonomy places the organism in Eukaryota, Fungi, Ascomycota, Sordariomycetes, Hypocreales, Ophiocordycipitaceae. Gene Ontology annotation, cellular component: mitochondrion. The record is from RefSeq and is a predicted model, not a curated record.